UGUUGCUGGUUCACCACUGCUUGCCCUCGCCCCCGGCCUAGUGUGAGGAUCGGCAUCGUUGCCUUAUCGCCGCGCAUAUUGAACAUCCAGAGAUCCUUCUUCUGCCUUCCUCCUCUCGCCUUCCGUCCUCACCCUGUACAUUUUUUCUCACCCUGUCCAUAAUCUCGGUUGUUGCAAACAUUGUCAUCUAGCGGCGCAGUACAUGCAUCUAAAGGUCUCCAACGUCUCCUCUUUUUUCACCUUCCCCGCUUCGUUCCACCUGCGGCUUGUCCGCUCGAUAAAAUGGCGGAGUCCAACACAAAGAUCGUCGAUCCCUACCGUCGGUCGUCGGUCUCCGAUCCUCUUGCAGACAAGUUGAAGCCCACCGACCUAGAGAGUCAGAAACAACAGGUCGGGUCAGGUUCCGACUCGGAAGGUGAAAUUGGCCGACAGAUUGAGCUCGAGUCGGAAAACUCGAUAAAGUACAGAACAUGUAGCUGGCAAAAGACGGCCGCUCUCCUCUUUUCCGAGUACAUUUGUCUGGCUAUCAUGUCGUUCCCGUGGGCCUACUCCGUUCUUGGGCUGGUACCGGGGUUGAUCCUCACGGUGUUCAUCGCUGCGGUCGUGCUCUAUACCUCCUUGACCAUCUGGAAGUUCUGUUUGCGGCAUCCUCACGUACGCGACGUCUGCGACAUCGGACAGGUGAUCUUCGGGAACUCCAAGAUUGUUUGGUACGGCACAGCGAUCAUGUUCUUGCUGAACAAUAUCUUCAUCCAGGGCUUGCAUUGUUUGGUCGGCGCAGAGUAUCUUAACACGAUCAGCAACCAUGGGGCCUGCACUAUCGUGUUCUCCUUGGUCACUACAAUCAUCGCGCUGAUUUGCUCUCUCCCACGGACGUUCGACGCUCUGUCAAAGGUUGCGACUCUCUCCGCUUUCUUCACAUUUGUAUCUGUCCUGCUCGCGAUGAUAUUUUCCGGCAUUGAGGCGCACCCGGCGGGCUACACCCCUGCGCAAGGCGACCCGAUCGUGAAAGCCCUUCCUGUGGCGGGAACGACGUUUGUGUCGGGCAUGAGCGCCUUCUUGAAUAUCAGCUACACCUUCAUUGGUCAGAUCACCCUUCCGAGUUUCAUCGCGGAGAUGAAGGAGCCCAAGGAUUUCUGGAAAUCGGUCACCGUGGUCACCAUCGCCGAAGUGAUUGUGUUCAGCUUGGCUGGGUCCAUUGUCUACGUGUACACCGGCAACCAGUACAUGACCACACCAGCAUUCGGGUCGCUGGGUAAUGAGGUAUACAAGAAGGUGUCUUUUUCGUUCAUGAUCCCGACCUUGAUCUUCCUGGGUGUGCUGUAUGCGUCCGUGUCUGCUCGUUUCAUCUUCUUCCGCAUAUUUGAAGGCACGCGCCACAAGGGUAAUCAUACCGUUGUUGGAUGGGCAGCCUGGAUCGGCAUCCUGGUCGUCCUGUGGGUGUUGGCGUUUAUCAUCGCGGAGGUGAUUCCCUUCUUCUCCGACCUGGAGUCGAUCAUGAGCUCCCUGUUCGAUUCCUUCUUUGGCUUCAUUUUCUGGGGGACGGCCUACCUGCGCAUGCGACGGGAGGACUACGGACCCAAUUUCUACAAGAACCGGGGCAUUCGCGGUUGGAUCGGUGCGAUUGUCAAUGUGUUUUUGAUUUGCACUGGGCUUUUCUUCCUUGGCCCGGGAACCUACGCAUCCAUUGAGAGCGUCAUUAUCAGCUAUGAGGAAGGAACCGUGGGCACCCCGUUCUCCUGUGCCAACACGGGAUUGUAAAUAUACCCGACAGGAGCCCUGCUGUCUUUUUCCCCCAUUGCACACACUUUAAAAUCCGGCUGGGGGUGCCGGAACGUCAGAGCGAUGAUGGUUAUUUAAUGAAUUCUCGCCAUGUGUUACAUUGGAUUCUGUUUAGUUGGACAUACCCUUGGAAGCAAAUGAAACAUUGACUGCCGGCGCCGUGAUUGCGGCAACAGGCUGUGCGCC
This is a messenger RNA of Aspergillus heteromorphus CBS 117.55, 1968 nucleotides long. RefSeq names its product putative neutral amino acid permease. Gene Ontology annotation, molecular function: amino acid transmembrane transporter activity. Gene Ontology annotation, biological process: amino acid transmembrane transport. Gene Ontology annotation, cellular component: vacuolar membrane. The record is from RefSeq and is a predicted model, not a curated record. Lineage: Eukaryota; Fungi; Ascomycota; Eurotiomycetes; Eurotiales; Aspergillaceae. The coding region runs from base 283 to 1761 and encodes 492 amino acids. The transcript is spliced from 7 exons.